AUUGGUGAAGAGGAAUUUCCGUAUAACGGUUCCCCGAGAAGAGCACGAACCAACACGCAGCUGGAAACACGGUCGAAAAGCGUCGUGUCUGGGCAAUAAAUAUUCCUGUAAACGCAUUAGUGUGGAGUGUAGACGGUGAAGGGUGAUGAGGAUGAAGAUGAUGAAGAUGAUGAAGGUGAUGACUGUAGUGAGUGUGUUUGUGGCCCUCGGUGCGCUCGCGCCUGCUCUGGGAGGCCAGCACUCUCUGUACUACACCUACACGGCUCUGUCCAACCCGAUGAAACUUCCCGGAAUCUAUGAGUUCACUGCACUGGGAAUGCUCGAUGACCGAGAACUCGACUACUACACCAGCGAGACUCAGUCUAAGGUUCCUAAACAGCACUGGAUGAGAGAGAAGAUGCCACAGGAUUACUGGGAGAAAGGCACUCAGUCCCGCAAGAGCAAAGAGCAGUGGUUUAAGGUCAACGUGGACAUCCUGAUGGAACGUAUGGGACACAAUAAGACUGAGCUUCAUGUUCUUCAGUGGAGACAUGGCUGUGAGGUUGAAACUACAGGUGGAAAAAUUAAAUUUGUGAGUGGAGUUGAUGAGUACAGCUACGAUGGCACUGAGUUCCUCUCCUUCGAUGAGGAAAACUCGAGGUGGAUUGCUCCAGUCCCAGCUGCUGAGCCGACCAAAAGGAAAUGGGAUGAAGUUCCCAUCCUUAACCAGUACACCAAGGGCUAUCUGGAGAAAGAGUGUGUGGACUGGCUUGAAAAGUUCAUGGAUUAUGGAAAAGAAGAAUUGAGAAAACAUUCUCCACCAGAUGUACAUCUGUUUGCAAAGAAAUCAGUAACUGACCCCAGCAAGUUGACCCUGACCUGCCUGGCCACGGGAUUCUACCCUCCAGAUAUCGAGAUGCGUUUGAGGAAACUCAGAACUUCUCUACCUGAACAUCUGGUAACAUCCUCAGGAGUCAGACCCAAUGGUGACGGCUCCUACCAGCUGAGGAAGAGUGUGGACAUUGUGGAGGAUGACAAAGCACUGUAUGAUUGUUAUGUGAACCACGAAACCCUCCGGGAACCAAUAAUUAUUCCUGAUGGCAAAGGUAUUCCGUGCCCAGACUGUACUGCACCAAGCACUCAGAGCUGUAUCAUCGGUGGAGUGGUCGGAGUUCUGCUCACACUGGCUGUGGUUGCAGGCAUUAUCUUCUUCCUUAGAAGGAAGGGAAUAAUCAGUUCGGGAUGUAACGAUGGAUCCCCAGCAAACAGCACUGUUCAUGUGCCGCUUGCAGCUCCUGCUACAGUGUCUGCUGCAGUGUCUGCUACACAGGGACACAGCGAUACUGGAUCAGACAGUAAAGGUGCUAAAGAUUCUGACAGCACAAGAGACUCUGGAAAAGGCAGUGGUAGUGGAUCAUCAGACAGCAGCCAGGAGAAUAUUGAUGAGACAUCCAAAAUGAUAUAAACCUCUGAAUUAGUCUGAAUACUUCUGUGUUUCUGAUUGCCAAGAGAACCACUGGACAUCACACACAGCUUGGAUUUAAUGCUUUGGUGCUGCGUUCAAAGAUCACUCAGAUUCAGAUUUGACCCAAUCAAUCACAUAAGCCCUCAAAUACGUCGCAGCACUGAUUCAGUUUGCUGUUUGUCAAUAUCCAGUGCUGUUUAAGAUAGGCUUAAAGAAUCGUCCUCAUGGCUUUGUAGCACUGCUGUAUCUCAUUUACAUGUCUUCUCUUACUUUCAGUUUUUUUCUCCUGUCUUCUCAAAAGGACAUACAAAGACAGAACCUUAUUUUUGUUUGCGUUUUAUAUACAUGCUGUAUAUAGGAACAUGCAGAAAGAUCUAGCUCUAUGUGUGAUCUGUAUUUUCAGAUGCGUAUUGAUGACAGCUCAUCAUUCGUACACAGUGAGUGAAGCCCAAAACAUCGAUCAGUUUAAAAAUGAGCAGCGCUAAUCUGUCGAAUCCAGUCAUUAGCAUUUCAUUUCAGCUAAAUAAACAGCUUGAGAACCACCGCAGCUUCUGACAGAACCCUUUAGAGGUCAGCUGUACAACAGUAUGAGCUUUCAGAGAGAAGGUAUUUGGUACACUGCUGUGUACAGAGAUGAGGAGAACGGCAUGCAGAGAGAAUAUUGAGUAAGUUGAAGGAACGUUGGUUUUUGGAGUGUUUUUAGACUUUUAUUAUAGACUUUUAUUUUACUUUUAUUAUAGACUUUUAUUAAUAUUAUAGACUUUUAUUUUGCCAAGUCACUUCAGGUCACAUCAUUUUAACAGUUACUGAAAUCACAGUAUAGAGACUAGUGUAGAUGUUUUAUAUCACAAUUUAACCAAACUCAGUGUUUUCCCACUGUUUCAUAAUGACAACUGCUCAAAACAUAUAGGUGCUUUCAGUGAACCUUUCAUUGUGUGUGUGUGUGUGUGUGUGUGUGUGUGUGUGUGUGUGUUUUAAUAGCAUCAACUAAGUAUAAUCUGCUAAGUUGCCUAAUGUAUGUAAAAUGGCAAAAUUGCAAAGUAUUUUAUUUUAUUUUGAGUUUGUAUUAUACUCAUUUUAAACAGAACCACAAAGCUGUAUUAUGAGUGGAUUAUGAUUAUUUUUCAGGUCCUAUUUACUUUGUGUAUUUCCUGAAUAAAGUCUGCUUUUUGGCCUGCUUCAUCCACAACUUUAUAUGUGUCUAUUGAUCAAAACAUUACUCUUGGACUUUCCCCAGUUCAUAUUGUUUUUGGAAAGACGUACCUUAAUCAUGCAAAAAAAAAUUG
This is a messenger RNA of Ictalurus punctatus (channel catfish), 2730 nucleotides long. RefSeq names its product major histocompatibility complex class I-related gene protein. The record is from RefSeq and is a predicted model, not a curated record. Gene Ontology annotation, biological process: immune response. Bases 146 to 1444 code for a protein of 432 amino acids. Gene Ontology annotation, cellular component: external side of plasma membrane. The transcript has 10 exons. NCBI's taxonomy places the organism in Eukaryota, Metazoa, Chordata, Actinopteri, Siluriformes, Ictaluridae.